UGGAGGUGGAGCUUGUGCGCGGCCUCGCGCCUUUCCCUGGUGGCGGGAAAACUGGCUCGAGGUUCGAGGGGCUUGGAGAAUCUCUGCAUUAGCCCACUCUGCUCCUCGCCCUUAGGUUCUCAUCUCUCCAGAAGGUAGCUCCGCUUGCAGCUGAAGGUGCUAGGCGUGGCCAGUCCUGGCACCUGUCGCCUGAGAAGUUUUCUCUUCAGGGUGCCGUCCAGCUCUUAACCCCUGUCCUCAGAAUCUCUAACCGCAAACUUACUCCCAACAAACAAAGUAACUCAAUAUCACGGCGGGCGACGACGGACCUGAGCGAGAAUGCGGAUCCUGGUGCCUCCGCGGGUUGCGGAUUUCAACAUUCGUUAUUGUGGAAGAAAAUACUUCGUCUGAAACAGAGGAGCAGAGACCUGACUUGUCAGACGGUGACUUCUAGAUUUUCCCUUCUCUAUUGAUCAGAGGCAUAAAGAAAAGUGUAGCUUCUGAGCUGAAUGAUGACAACCUUGCAGAGUAAAGAAGAAUUCGGGAAGGGACCAAAGAAGACCUUUGCCCCACCUGCACAAAAACUGCAUAGCCUGAUGCCCUAUAACCUUAACUCAUCGAAGGAGGAGAUCCUGGGAAUCAGUUCCCCAGAGGCAGAGACCAGGCCAAGCCUGCUAAAGGCCAGGUUAGAGAAGAAGAAGCAGAAAACAACCAAAGAGAAUGGUACAGGCAGUGGCCAGGAGCUAAAAGGAAAGGCUCAAGACAACAAGAAAGCAGAGAAGAAAGAAAAGGGAAAAUCAACUCUUACAAAUGCAGAAUUUGAGGAGCUUGUCCAGAUUGUGCUACAGAAGUCCCUCCAGGAGUGCUUGGGGAUGGCAUCUAGCCUCGAUUUUGCAGAGACUUCCUGUGCCCAGCCUACAAGAUGUACCCAGUUAGACAAGGAACCAGGAAUUGCUUCUUCUACUACUGAUAAUAAUAAUGCUGAUGGAGAGAGGGUAGUGGUACCGCAUAUUCUAGAGAUUUCAGCCUCUCACGAAGGUGGAGUAAUCCCUGAUAUAAAGACAUCUAAGCCAGGCCAGCCAGAUCCUGCACCCUCUGAGAAGAAAUUCAAUAAACUCUCCUUAAGCAAAAGAAAGAAGGCCGCUCAAAAUGAGAAAAUGGAGAAAGCCCAAAGUGGACAUGAGCACAGGCAGAAAGACCAACUGAAGAAAACAGUUCAGGAUCAUUCUCAGAUCAGGGACCAACAAAAAGGAGAGGGAAGUGGUUUUGGUCAAUGUCUAGUCUGGGUCCAGUGUUCCUCCCCAAACUGUGAGAAAUGGAGGCGGCUACGUGGGAACAUUGACCCCUCAGUCCUCCCAGAUAAUUGGUCCUGUGACCAGAAUACAGAUUUGGAGUAUAAUCACUGUGAUAUCCCUGAGGAGACCUGGACAGGGCAUGAGAAUGAAGUGGCCUAUGCCUCCUACAUCCCAGGAUCCAUCAUCUGGGCCAAGCAAUACGGUUACCCCUGGUGGCCAGGCAUGGUAGAAUCUGAUCCUGACCUGGGGGAAUAUUUUCUUUUUGCAUCUCAUCUUGAUUCCCUGCCAUCCAAGUACCAUGUGACAUUUUUUGGAGAAACAGUCUCUCGUGCUUGGAUCCCAGUCAACAUGCUUAAGAACUUCCAGGAGCUAUCCCUGGAGUUAGCUGCAGUGAAAAAGUGCAGGAAUAAGGACUUCAGCCAGAAACUGGGGGCAGCCCUGAUGAUGGCUCAAGAGGCAGAGCAGAUCAGUAUUCAGGAGCGGGUUAACCUGUUUGGUUUCUGGAGCCGAUACAGUGGAUCUGACUACAGUGGGGAAGGAAAAGACGUAAUGCUCUCUGGGGCUAACAGCUUAGAUUCCUGCUUGGAGAAAGAAGAGGAAGAGUCAGAGUUGGAGGAAGAGGAGGAAGAGCAACAAAAAAAAGAUCCAACUUUGCCUGGUCCCAAGCCAGCCAAAAUUCAGACAAAAAACCCCAAGGCAAGAGGUGGAGCACAUGGACGAGAUGGAACCCUGCAAAGGAAGACAAUGAAGAGAUCUCUGGGAAAUGAAUCUGCAGCUCCAUCUUUACCCAUCAUGGGAAGGAAAAAAGGGCAUGGGAAUUCAGAACCUGAACAGCCAGGCCCUAAGAAAAAAUUUAAAGCUCCCCAAAGCAAGGCCCCAGUAAGCAGCUCAUCUGAGGAAAAAGAAGCUAGAAUAGUGCCAGAGGUCCUGACCCCACCAGCUCCUCCUGGGGCCUGUCCCGUGGUGGGGAAAAAAGGGCCUGCACCCCAGGAGCCACGGCCUCAGGAAGCUGGAAGUGUCCUCUCUGAUGAUGGAGCCUCCAGUGACCUGGACCUGGACCAACUCAUGGAGGAUGUUGGAGAAGAGCUGGAGCAGAGGGAGGAGCCACAGCACAGAGACGACGCAGGGGAGCUCGCCGUGGCCUUCUGUGAGGAAUAGCUGUGGGCUCGCACCUCCUUCCUGCUCUCUCAUCCCUUCUGUGGGAGCAGGAGGCAGAGCCUCUCAGAGGAUCCCCGAGAAGCUGAUAAAUGUUGGGGUUGUUCAUUGGCUGUGAGGUUGGUUGGCUAAGGUCAGAGUUGUGCAGUUUAUGUUAAUAAACCAGGUUACUGGUUUAGUUGGUUUGGUUCGUCUCAACCACUUGCUUUCUUUUGGCUUCUCUCCCUCCUCCUCCGUGUCACUGUGGCACGUCAUGCUUUCUGGUGGGAGGCCUGUCAGUAUAGGGAUCUGGGAAGGCGAUGACACCCGAGUCCUAGGAGAAGGACACUGAGAAGGGCAGGUCUGGGUUCAAAUCCUGCCUCAGCCACUUACUAGCUACAUGGCCUUAGGAAAAACACUGUAACCAUUCUGGGUCUUGUUAUCCUGCCUCAGAUGGUACAUCCAGUGCCAUAUAGGGUUGUUGAUGAUGCUGAAAUGAAGUAAACCACUAACACAAUGCAUGCUAAUUAUUAUCAUGAGGGAAGUAGAAUGGUUAAAUUAGGAGACAGACCUUGGGUUCCAGACUGACUACCAGUGUUUGGGGAUUUACUGGUCCCUGGCCUGCGGCAGUCACUGAACAAAAGUACUAGGGGAGGGAUCUUGGGUGUGAGCUAUCUAUUAUGGUUCCUUUAUGGCAAGAAGGACAGAAGUUGAAGGUGAUGUCAGCUUUCUCCUUAGAUGCAUUCAGGCAAAUUGUACAGGGACUUUUAUUUUUGUGGUCAAGGG
Molecule: messenger RNA, 3194 nt
Organism: Delphinapterus leucas (beluga whale)
Lineage: Eukaryota; Metazoa; Chordata; Mammalia; Artiodactyla; Monodontidae
Source: RefSeq, a predicted model, not a curated record